AUGGUCUCCACGCGACAUCACCCCCGCGAAUUCCCCUCGCCCGAAAAGGCCGCAAAGGAGGUGACCAAGUCGUCGCCUGCCCCGACAACAAAUGGUAAUGCGCGCAAAUGGGUCCAUACCCCGUCCGCCGCCCUGACUAUCUGGCUGGUCAUUUCACUGCCGCUGGUCGCGUGGGAUGCGGGCUACGUGCUGUUGCGACCGCAUAGCAUGCCUGGCGGUCGUCUGCACUCACCUAUCUGGACCCCGUACGCGCUCUACGGCACCGUCGACUACAUCUACGGCUGGCCCGCGUACAAUGCGCGCAAUGGCUUCACCGCUGCGCAGACAGUCAUGAACAUCGUCGAGACCCUCGGCUACCUCUACUACCUGUACAUUGUCUUCCGACAUGGCGCGACUGUCACCAGCGGUCGCGGCGCGCAGAAGCGGCUCAAGAAGGGUUUCGUCUGGAUGCUGGCGGGCGAGAAGGUGGUUGCGGGCAAGACGGGCGCGACUGCUCUGCUCGUCGCAUACACCGCUUGUGUCAUGACUCUCAGCAAGACUCUCUUGUACUGGCUGAACGAGUUUUUCUCUGGCUUCGACAACAUCGGUCACAAUGAUGCUGCCACGCUGAUCUUCUUGUGGAUCAUUCCCAAUGGUCUGUGGAUCGUCUUCCCGGCCUACAGCAUCUACACACUCGGCGCGGAGAUUUUGGACUCCCUCGACCAGGCGACCGCGCGCGGCAAGCCUGGACGCCCCAAGUCGUCAUAG
This is a messenger RNA of Penicillium argentinense, 747 nucleotides long. RefSeq lists its product as uncharacterized. Bases 1 to 747 code for a protein of 248 amino acids. The transcript is spliced from 3 exons. The record is from RefSeq and is a predicted model, not a curated record. Lineage: Eukaryota; Fungi; Ascomycota; Eurotiomycetes; Eurotiales; Aspergillaceae.